AUGGUUCGAGAUUCUGAGAGCUCGCCGCGAGGAACGAUCGCUGCAAGAAAUAGGCGCGAAAGGGAGGGAAAGGCUUCUGCCGUAGCGUCGGUUGAGAGAGGUGAAGGAUCGGUGGAGAGCGGUGGGGAAUUCGCGAAACCAGUUGCUGCCGAGAGCGGGGAGGGGGGAGAAGAAGGCGGCGGGGACAGAUCGAGGCACGCGCGGAGGGCACGUGGGGGAAGGAAAGGGCGUGCGGCGGCGCAGGCGCGCGGAGGUCGCGGAGAAGAGGAAACAGCGGGCGAAGGAACGGCUGGUUUGAAGGGGCACGGGACGACAAAAGGGGCGAGGGGGGUGGCGGAAACGGGGCGACGAGGGCGCGCGGGUAAGGCGAAGGCGGAAGGACGCGUAGGGCGCUUAGAGGAGCGCGAAGGCGGAGCGGAGGGCAGAGGCAGGGCGGAGCGGAGGCUACUGCGCGGAUUGAGGCUGGAAGACUUCCCCCCUGCGGAGCAAGGCGCGCUGGUAGCGGAGAGGCAGGCGGAGAGUGAAACACUAGAGGAGGAGGAGGAAGGGGAGGGGGAGGAGGAGGUGCGGGAAGGAGAGGAGGAAGAGGAGGUGGUGGGAUUGGAGGGAGGGAGUGAGGAGGGGAGAGGGGAGGCGGUGCAGGAGGAGAUUCAGGAGCUUCUGAGGGAGGCGAUAGCUGCAGAAGAGGCGGAGGCUCGGCAAGUAGAGGCACCGCAAGUCGAGGCUCGGCAAGCUGAGGCUCGGCAAGUUGAGGCUCGGCAAGUACAGGCGCGGCAAGUUGAGGCACGAUCUGCUCCAACUGUAGCAGGGAUAGCAGCAGCAGGGAAAGUAAGGAGAGUGAAGAGGGGUUGGGUAGAAGGGGUGAAGGGAAGAGGCAGGGAGGGAAGAGACAGAGAGGGAAGCGGCGGAGAGGGAAGGUCAGGCGAGCUGGAGGUUGCAGGGAGGAGAGGUAGAGAGGGUGAGGAUCGAGAGGCAACAACAGUGGAGGUAGGGGCUGCAGCAGAGGGGGGAAAGAGGGCAGUGAGGGUGGUGGCAUCACGCACACAUACAGAGACAGUGCCUGUGUCGGAAGAGCAGCAGGUGGUUACAGUCACAGAGACCACGGUGCAGCUGCAGGUGCAGCAGGUGGCUGUAGAGAGGGGAGCGGAGGAAACGGGUGCAGGUGAGGCAGAGGCAGAGGAAGAGGAAGCGGAAGCGGACGAAGCAUUUGAGGCUGCAGGUGAACGGAUGGAGGGUAUCGAGAUGGCUGGCGGUAUAGAUGCGCAAGCCGCUGCGAAGCAGCAGCAGCGAGCAGCAGCAGCAGCAGCAGCAGCAGGGAACGGCGGCGCAAGGCCGGCCGCUCCUGCUGUGCCUCCUGCGUGGCGCCUGGACGACCAGCAGCAGCAGAUCGACUCAGGUCAGGGCGAGAAGGGCCCAGGGGUGCCUGGGGGGGCGGAACAGAGUGGGGGGGGCAGGGGGGCUGUUGACGCUGCUGCUGGGACCCGGGGUGUUAAGCGCUCUGCUGCUGUGAUGACCCAGGCAGGUGGAGGGGGGGCUGGAGGACAGGAGGGGGCUGGUGUGGGCACGGGAGGAGGUGCAGAGGAGGGCGGUGCAGGAGAGUGCGCGGGCUGUGAGGGACAUGCGGGGACGGGUGGAGAGGCGGAGAGGCGGAGGAGGGAGGCGCGGCGGCUGGAGGAGGAGCGGGAUGAGCGGCUGAGGGAUUUGGCUGACACGGUUCAAGAGCUGGUAAGAACUGGUGAGCGCAUGAUGGAGGUGGUGGUGAGUCAUGCGCUGCAGGCGAGAGAGGAGGUGCAGCGGAGGAAGGUGCAGGAGAGUGCGCGGGCUGUGAGGGAGAUGCGGGGGAAGGUGGAGAGGCGGAGGAGGGAGGUGGGGAGGAUGGAGGAGGAGCGGGAUGAGCGGUUGAGGGAGAUGGACGAGGCGGUUCAAGAGCUGGUACGACUCGAGGAGCGGGAUGAGCGGCUGAGGGAGAUGGAUGAUGCCGUUCAAGAGCUGGGUAAUGUCUUUCCCCCUCCCUUAUACCGUGCAGCUGGCGAGGGCGGAGAGCCUGUAGACGGCGGCAGGGGUGGUGCGUGGCUGGUGGCGAGGGCGGAGAGCCUGGAGAGGGCGGGCAGGGAGGCGCAGAGAUGGUUCGCACUACUGAGGGACGACAAGGAAGGGGGGGCACUGGCAGAGGCAGAGGAGCAGCUGGAAGCACAGCAGGCUGAGCUGUGGGCGCUAUAG
Molecule: messenger RNA, 2220 nt
Organism: Closterium sp. Naga37s-1
Lineage: Eukaryota; Viridiplantae; Streptophyta; Zygnematophyceae; Desmidiales; Closteriaceae
Source: the annotation of a GenBank genome assembly